Drosophila grimshawi is the source of this 1302-nucleotide messenger RNA. RefSeq names its product lipase member H. Lineage: Eukaryota; Metazoa; Arthropoda; Insecta; Diptera; Drosophilidae. Gene Ontology annotation, molecular function: lipase activity. Bases 1 to 1302 code for a protein of 433 amino acids. The record is from RefSeq and is a predicted model, not a curated record. The transcript has 4 exons.
AUGCCAAGGCACGUGAACUGGCGGCAGCGUGGCCAAAAACAGAAACAGAAACAACAAAGCUGCCAUGACUUUGCCUGGCUGUGGACCAGUCUGCUGUUGCUGGGCAGCAUCUGGAGCACCGGAGCGCAUUUUCACAAAUGGAAAAUCCUGCAGAGAAGCUUUCGCUACAUGCAGGAGACGAUGCUGAGAAACAGCUUGGAACGCGCGCAUCUCAACUAUGGAAUUGUGUUUGAGUGCCGCACCAUCUCCGACAUUGAUGUGGGCGAUGAUUCACACUUCGAUUUGCAGCUGGGCGACUUGAGCGGAUUCCGUCGCUUGGAUGACAAAAAGAAGUUGGCCUUGUUUUUGCAUGGCUGGAACGAUCAAGGCAGCAAGGAAUGGGUCCAGGAGUUAUUGUUCACCUGGACGCUCUUCGACGAGCGCUACAAUGUGUGCGUUGUGGAUUGGGGCCAUUUGUCGCAGAAUGACUACAAAAGCGCCUCGAUGUCCAUAUUCGAUGUUGGCCUGACAGUGGCGGGCAUAAUCAUUGCCCUGGAGGAGAUGCGUCCGCGUCAGUUCAAUCGUCAGAAUGUGACCCUUGCGGGCUAUAGUCUGGGUGCUCAUGCAGCUGGAUAUGCGGGCGCUGUGCUCGAUGGCAGGGUUGAGCAAAUUAUUGGACUGGAUCCGGCUGGACCGCUGUUUACAUUGCCAGCGGCUGUUUCGCCCAAAUAUCGUCUGGAUCAAACGGAUGCACAAUACGUUCAGGUCAUGCACACCUCGAGCGGCACAUUGGGCACCAGUUUGAAAUGUGGCCACGCCGAUUUCUAUCCGAACGGUGGCCGAGCACCCCAACGAAAUUGUCAGAUGUUUAUGAGCAUGAGCGACAUGCAGAACACGAAUCCCAUUGCGUGCAGCCACUCGACGGCUGCCAUAUUCUUCAGACAGUCCCUGGAUCCGCAAUACCCCUUCAUGGGCUAUCAGUGUGAUAGCUAUCGCAGCUAUGCCGCUGGCCGUUGCGCCAAUAAUCUGCGUGCCCGCUUUGGGAUUCACUCGCAUCGUCGGCCGGAGGGCAGCUUCUACUUCGACACCAUUUCGAGCCAUCCGUAUGUGAAGCGACAGCGUUCGGUUCGCCUGCGCAAUUGGGAUUGGGAAUGGGAACUGGAACGGGAACGGGAACGGAAUCAGAAUCCUGGUGGCCGUCAAAUGAGUGAAGCUCGUUCCGGAGAUCUUCUGCUUGGACGUCUGUGGCGACGCACCUGGCAAAGGCGGAGUCGGGAACGCAAUCGCUGCCCUUCGAGUACUGGCAAGGAUAGAUUAGAGUAG